AUGAACAGACAGGAAUCCAUUAAUUCGUUCAAUUCAGACGAAACAUCGUCGCUGUCUGAUGUGGAAAGCCAGCAGCCGCAACAGUAUAUCCCUUCAGAAAGAGGCUCCAAGUCCAAUAUGGCUCCCAACCAAUUGAAGCUGACACGGACAGAAACCGUGAAGACCUUGCAAGACAUGGGUGUGAGCUCCAAGGCCCCAAUUCCUGACGUCAAUGCUCCUCAAUCCAGUAAGAACAAGAUUUUCCCAGAGGAAUACACUCUAGAAACCCCCACGGGGUUGGUCCCCGUGGCCACUCUGCAUUCGAUAGGUAGAACGUCGACUGCAAUCUCUCGUACAAGAACAAGACAAAUCGAUGGUGCGUCUUCGCCCUCUUCGAAUGAAGACGCUUUGGAAAGCGACAAUAACGAAAAGGGCAAAGAAGGCGACUCUAGCGGUGCCAACGAUGAGGCACCAGAUCUAGAUCCAGAAAUCRAGUUUGUCACUUUUGUCACUGGUGAUCCGGAAAACCCUCACAACUGGCCCGGAUGGAUCCGUUGGACCUAUACCGUGCUGCUAUCCAUCCUGGUUAUUUGCGUUGCCUACGGGUCCGCUUGUAUCAGUGGUGGGCUGGGAACCGUCGAGAAAAAAUACCACGUCGGUUUGGAAGCUGCUAUUUUAUCGUGUUCCUUAAUGGUCAUCGGUUUCUCCUUGGGUCCUUUGAUCUGGUCUCCAGUCAGUGACUUGUACGGUAGAAGAGUCGCUUACUUCGUGUCUAUGGGUCUUUAUGUCAUUUUCAACAUUCCUUGCGCAUUGGCCCCAAAUCUAGGUUGUCUUUUGGCCUGUAGGUUUUUAUGUGGUGUCUGGUCCUCCUCCGGCCUAUGUCUCGUUGGUGGGUCCAUCGCCGAUAUGUUCCCCAGUGAAACUAGAGGUAAAGCCAUCGCUUUCUUUGCCUUUGCUCCUUAUGUUGGUCCCGUUGUUGGUCCAUUAGUCAAUGGUUUCAUUUCCGUUUCCACCGGCCGUAUGGACCUGAUCUUCUGGGUCAACAUGGCCUUCGCAGGUGUUAUGUGGAUCGUGGCCUCUGCUAUUCCAGAAACAUACGCUCCCGUUAUCUUGAAGAGGAAAGCUGCCAGAUUAAGAAAGGAGACCGGUAACCCCAAGAUCAUGACUGAACAAGAAGCUCAAGGUAUCAGUAUGAGUGAAAUGAUGAGAGCUUGUUUGUUAAGACCUCUAUACUUUGCUGUCACUGAACCAGUCUUGGUUGCUACUUGCUUUUACGUGUGUUUGAUUUACUCUCUGUUAUAUGCGUUCUUCUUCGCCUUCCCUGUCAUUUUCGGUGAAUUGUAUGGUUACAAGGAUAACAUUGUCGGAUUGAUGUUUAUUCCGAUUGUUAUCGGUGCUCUCUGGGCCCUAGCCACUACCUUCUACUGUGAAAACAAGUAUCUAGCAAUCGUCAAACAACGUAAACCUACACCCGAAGAUCGUCUGUUGGGUGCCAAGAUCGGUGCUCCAUUCGCUGCUAUUGCGCUUUGGAUUUUAGGUGCCACUUCUUACAAACAUAUUAUUUGGGUCGGGCCAGCUUCUGCCGGUUUAGCUUUUGGUUAUGGUAUGGUGUUGAUUUACUAUUCGCUAAACAACUAUAUCAUUGAUUGUUACGUCCAAUAUGCAUCCAGUGCUUUGGCCACAAAGGUCUUCUUAAGAUCUUGUGGUGGUGCUGCCUUCCCAUUGUUUACCAUUCAAAUGUACCACAAAUUGAACUUACACUGGGGUUCUUGGUUAUUGGCUUUCAUCUCUACUGCUAUGAUUGCUUUACCUUUUGCAUUCUCUUACUGGGGUAAAGAAUUGAGACAUAAAUUGUCCAAGAAAGAUUACUCCAUUGACAGUGUUGAAUAA
Saccharomyces eubayanus is the source of this 1869-nucleotide messenger RNA. RefSeq names its product spermine transporter (gene TPO3). Gene Ontology annotation, cellular component: fungal-type vacuole membrane. Lineage: Eukaryota; Fungi; Ascomycota; Saccharomycetes; Saccharomycetales; Saccharomycetaceae. The record is from RefSeq and is a predicted model, not a curated record. The coding region runs from base 1 to 1869 and encodes 622 amino acids. Gene Ontology annotation, molecular function: spermine transmembrane transporter activity. Gene Ontology annotation, biological process: spermine transport; transmembrane transport. The transcript has a single exon.